GAAGUGGGUACGGGCAAAUGGACCCGACCCGAAACAGUGCCACUCGGAUCCUUCCCACCAAGUGGCGAAAAUCUCAGCGAUGGGCUUUCACGAAUCUUUGAUCGCACUCAAUUUCCUUCUCUUUGAUCAGCAAAAUUAGAGCUUUCCAUCGGAAAACGAUUCAAGUUCUAUUCCCAAAGAUGUCUUGUGGGUUGAGUUCACUAUCAUCCAGUGAUGAACUCGACGAUUUUAACCCCAGAACAUCACCCUCUACGCCACCUAAACCUCUCGAAGAAGAAUUGGCAUCUCUAGCAUUGACCUUACCACAUCCCCAGCUCCUCUCUGACCAAGAUGAUGUCAAUGGCGUCUCAGAUGGAUUCGAGGCCGAUAGGUCUAUGUUUGGAAUUCAACAGAGUGACGAGGAAAUGAGGGUCGGCUUAGUUUUUGAAGAACAUGUUGGGGGGAAUUCAGUUUCGGUGGUUGAGGGGGCGACGGAGGGUUCGGAUGGUGCUGGAGUUGUGUGGGGGAGGACCAAUUCGGAGAUUGAGGUGGAUAGACCGGCUAGUCCUAGCAGCAGUGGGUAUGCAGGUGAAAGAGGAAGCAGCAGUGCUAGUAGCGGGAGGUCGGAGAUGGAUGGAGUUGCUGAGGAUGAGAUACAGGAGCUGAGAGAUGACGCUUCUGAUGGUGAGAAUUCGAAUUCUGUACCCUCGUGGGUUCCUGGAAAGCGGCAUGGUGAUGAGGAUGAUGCUUCCAUAUCGUGGAGGAAAAGGAAGAAGCAUUUCUUUAUUUUGAGCCAUUCGGGAAAGCCUAUUUAUUCCAGGUACGGGGACGAGCACAAACUAGCAGGUUUUUCAGCCAGUUUGCAGGCAAUCAUUUCCUUUGUGGAGGAUGGGGGUGAUCGUGUCAAAUGGGUUAGAGCUGGUAAACACCAGGUUGUUUUUCUUGUGAAGGGUCCAAUUUACUUGGUUUGCAUCAGCUGCACAGAAGAGCCUUAUGAAUCAUUAAGAGGCCAGUUGGAACUUAUAUAUGGUCAGAUGAUACUUAUUCUAACAAAGUCUGUAAAUAGAUGUUUUGAGAGAAAUCCCAAGUUUGAUAUGACUUCCCUUCUUGGAGGAACGGAUGUUGUCUUCUCCUCUCUCAUCCAUUCAUUUGGUUGGAACCCUGCUACUUUUCUUCAUGCAUACACUUGUCUUCCUCUUGCUUAUGGUACAAGACAAGCUGCAGGUGCAAUAUUGCAAGAUGUUGCUGAUUCAGGCAUUCUUUUUGCAAUUUUAAUGUGCAAACAUAAGGUUAUCAGUAUUGUUGGUGCUCAAAAAGCUUCUCUCCAUCCUGAUGAUAUGUUACUACUUGCCAACUUUGUGAUGUCGACAGAAUCCUUUAGGACAUCCGAGUCUUUCUCUCCAAUAUGCCUUCCAAGAUACAAUCCUAUGGCAUUUUUGUAUGCAUAUGUUCAUUAUUUUGAUGUUAACACUUACUUGAUGCUCCUUACAACUAAUUCAGAUUCCUUCUAUCACUUAAAAGAAUGCAGGAUUCGUAUUGAGACUGUCCUUUUGAAGUCCAAUGUUCUUAGUGAAGUUCAGAGAUCCAUGUUAGAUGGUGGGAUGCAUGUUGGAGAUGUGCCUGUCGAUUCUUUACCUCGUUAUAGAACUACAUCUCAUUUGGGCCAACAAAGAGCUCCAUCAGAAUUUCCGGAAAGAUUCAAGGAAUCUAAUGCUGGGAUGGGUGGUCCUGGUGGUCUGUGGCAUUUCAUUUACCGCAGUAUAUAUCUCGAUCAGUAUGUAUCUUCUGAAUUUUCAUCUCCAAUUACCAGCCGUCAACAACAAAAGAGAUUGUACAGAGCAUACCAAAAUAUUUAUGCUUCUAUGCAUGAUAAAGAAAUUGGCCCUCACAAGACCCAGUUUAGAAGAGAUGAAAACUAUGUUCUACUCUGCUGGGUCACCCAAGAUUUUGAGCUUUAUGCAGCAUUUGAUCCAUUGGCUGAUAAGGCUUUGGCAAUAAAGAUCUGCAAUCGAGUUUGUCAAUGGAUCAAGGAUGUUGAAAACGAAGUUUUUCUUCUGGGUGCGAGCCCAUUUUCAUGGUAACACUCCAUGUACUAUAGUUUUUUUGUAUUCAUGUUUAUACACAUCCACGGUCUUGCCUUUUAUUAUUGUAGAGUAGGCUAGCUCAUAAAAAACUUGUAUUCAAUUUAAUUCCAUUUAUUGGAAAAAUAGGUAUACAUUAUAUUAGUGAAAAUCUAUGAAAUGAAGAGCUCUUUUGCUA
This is a messenger RNA of Cucumis melo (muskmelon), 2238 nucleotides long. Its product is annotated as vacuolar fusion protein MON1 homolog. Gene Ontology annotation, biological process: protein targeting to vacuole; vesicle-mediated transport. The coding region runs from base 180 to 2060 and encodes 626 amino acids. NCBI's taxonomy places the organism in Eukaryota, Viridiplantae, Streptophyta, Magnoliopsida, Cucurbitales, Cucurbitaceae. The record is from RefSeq and is a predicted model, not a curated record. The transcript has 14 exons.